AUGGAUCUUUUGCGCCAAUCCUGCCAGAACUCGUCGCAAUUUCCUCAAAAUAUCGUCCGCUCCAGACAUUAUGUCUAUGUUCUUGGAUCGUAUGCCAGAUUGUUGAAGAAGUUACAGCCACGAUUGUUCACGGACGAGAGAAAAGUCUGCGUUGAUUUGUGGCAAUGCGAUGAAGACGGACAAUUUUGCCACGUGGAAGUUAAGGAGCGGACGCAUCUGAAACCUCAUAUGGAAGUGCAACUUCCGUUGCACCGGCGCCAUCCUCAAUGUCGGUUUGUUUUCGUACACGCUCAUAAGGAAUCUUCUCGCGAGAAGCUCGCCGUUACAAGCGAUAUGAUGACCGACAUCUUAAGUUAUCACCAAAUUACGCCUUCUUUCGUGGAGCUCAUGGCGUCGUUCGGUCGUGAUGCUCCGCAAGAUUUCCAGUUCUGCGGUUUCAGAGGAGAGAUACGAUCCUCGUUGACUGAUGGUGCGUUGGCCGUGCCCGAGCUUGGUAGAUCUGGGCGGCUUCUAGAGCUUUGCUAUAGCCUGCGUGCUAUUGAACCCAGUACAUCAUACGCAAACUGGCCGUGGUCAGUCAGGCAACUAGCAGUAUCUCACUCCUUCGAUGUGAAGACUGGCCAAUCUGCCUGGAUUGUGCUCAAAGCCGACAAACUCAUGAUGUCUCGUAUAAUAUCGGCGACGAGAUCUCCCGGUCUAUCAGAUAUGUGCUCUUUUAAUGAUUCGGCACACUCUCUGGCUUCUUCACUAUCAGCCCACCUUCUGUUUUGUGAAUGGGCAGCAGAGCAUUGGCGGUGGUAUGUCAAUUUCUUGGAAAAACAGGUCCAAGACAUCACGGGCACAAAAGUAUUCCUUCCGGUAGCGGCUCCGUCUACACUCCGAGAAGCCGAAAAGACCGUUGAAAUGACAUCAGCACCACUGUUGCCAACACGGGCGAGAACAUUCACAUUUGGCAGGGUCAAACGCAGCGAGACGUGGAAAUCUAUUACUCGAUCUCUGGGUCUGUCAAAAGAUACUGGCGGCGGUAUAAAUGGACAGCAACUUGACAUGAAUACUUUAACCUCUGGGGGUCGAAGUCCAGCCCCAGGUGGCGAAGAGGCCAGAGAUCAAGGAAAUUCUGAUGAUGACGAUGAUGAUGAUUUUUCCUUUGAUGAUCUCCAGCGCAUUCAAUUCAUCGAGGAAAAAGCCAGUGAGAUGAUUCUAGUGCUGAUAACCAUUGUCAAAGUCUUAGAUCAGAUUCGCGGCCUAUAUGAAAGUGUCAAUGACUAUGAGGACUGGCCGGCUGACCUCUCUCGGAACUGCAAGAACAGCCUGACUCGCUUUAAGAACCGAAUCCAAAACAUUCAGUAUGACCUGGGUCUGCAGAAAGAGCGGGCGGAGACAUUGACAGCAUUACUCGCAAACCGGAAAACGCUGCUUCACGGCAUCCUCGAAUGGCGCAGCAUGGAAGCGAGCAAGCUGAUGGCGAAACAAAGUCAAGCAUCUACGAACCAUAUGUUAUCCAUGACCGAGGAGAUGCGCGAAUUAGCUGUCAAGACCAAGCAAGAAACAGUUUCGAUGCGAAUCAUAACCUUAGUGACCCUGUUCUUCCUUCCUGGGACUUUUAUAUCAGUGAGUAUUGCUGAGCAACUGCGUUUGGCCGAUGGUUCUCAUUCGAGUGUACAGACCCUCAUGAGCACCGAUAUAGUCAGAUUCGAGAAGUCCCAGGAGAUCUUCUCCUCCGCCGCUUUAAAACUGUUCUUGACGAUUUGCAUACCUAUGAUGUUGUUCACGUUUGUGGCAUGGUAUGCGGUGUAUUGGUGGGUCAACAAUAGGGAAAGAGUGGCCAAAAUCAGGAUGCAAUUUUCUUCGAAAGUGUGA
This is a messenger RNA of Rhinocladiella mackenziei CBS 650.93, 1860 nucleotides long. RefSeq lists its product as uncharacterized. The coding region runs from base 1 to 1860 and encodes 619 amino acids. The record is from RefSeq and is a predicted model, not a curated record. The transcript has 2 exons. Lineage: Eukaryota; Fungi; Ascomycota; Eurotiomycetes; Chaetothyriales; Herpotrichiellaceae.